AAAUUGAGCCUGAUUUACAAAUAAUUCAACAACGAAUUCAAGAUAUAAUAAGAAUUCUCAAUGAUUUUGGGAACCUUGGAGAUCAUAAACGAGGAAGAUCUUCCUAUGUGGGGCAACUUAUUAAAGACAUGUCAAUAUAUUAUGGAUAUUCUGAGUUCUUGAUGGAAAAAUUAUUUCAUCUAUUCUCAACAUCAGAAGCUAUUGAGUUUUUUGAGGCAAAUGAAGUACCUAGACCAGUGACGAUUCGAGCAAAUACAUUACGUACACGUCGUAGAGAUUUAGCUCAAGCUUUAAUUAAUCGUGGUGUUAAUUUAGAGCCUAUAGGAAAAUGGACAAAAGUUGGAUUAACAAUUUACGAUUCAUCUGUACCAAUCGGGGCGACACCAGAAUAUCUUGCAGGUCAUUACAUGUUACAGGCAGCAUCAUCUUUCUUACCUGUUAUGGCAUUGGCACCUCAAGAAAAUGAAAAAAUACUUGAUAUGGCAUCGGCACCAGGUGGAAAAACAUCAUACAUGUCAGCGUUAAUGAAAAAUACAGGAAUAAUAUUUGCUAAUGAUUCAAACAAGGAUCGAAUAAAAUCUUUGGUAGCAAAUAUACAUCGUUUAGGAGUAAAAAAUGCUAUUGUAUGUAAUUACGAUGGACGUGAAUUUCCUACUGUUAUGGGUGGAUUUGAUAGAGUAUUAUUAGAUGCGCCUUGUAGUGGUACAGGUGUUAUAUCAAAAGAUCCAUCAAUUAAAAUUAACAAGACUAGUAAAGAUUUCACAAAAUUAUCUCAUUUACAAAAGCAACUUAUAUUAUCAGCAAUUGAUUCAGUUGAUGCUAAAUCACCUACAGGUGGAUAUAUUGUAUAUUCUACUUGUUCAGUAACAACAGAUGAAAAUGAAAAUGUGGUGAAUUAUGCUUUAAGGAAAAGGCCGAAUGUCAAAUUAGUUCCAACUGGUUUGGAUUUUGGUAAAGAAGGUUUUAUAAGUUAUCGAGGUAAACAAUUUCAUCCUUCGCUAACCUUAUCAAGAAGAUUUUAUCCACAUGUAAACAAUAUGGACGGAUUUUUUGUUGCGAAAUUUAAAAAAUUUUCAAAUAACUUUAAUAAUCUCAACAAUAAUAAUAAGAACGUUGUUGAUAAUGAUGAAGAUAAUGAUGUUCCAAAGAAAAAAUCUAAAAAUAAAAAUAAAAAAGAUGAAAACAUAAGCUUCGAUUCUGACGAAGAUAAUAAAUAUAUACAAGGUAAAUUAUGA
Entrophospora sp. SA101 is the source of this 1235-nucleotide messenger RNA. The record is from the annotation of a GenBank genome assembly. NCBI's taxonomy places the organism in Eukaryota, Fungi, Glomeromycota, Glomeromycetes, Entrophosporales, Entrophosporaceae.